UGGAGGCGGGCCGCGGCUACGGACGGGGCGGCUCAUCGACGGCGCAGUUCCUGCUUGUGGGCCGGGGAUGGGGCUGCUGAGUGCGCUGUGCUGCCUGUUGUGCUGUCUGCUAAGGCCGACGGCGGCGCGGCCCCCCCCGCACUUGGUGCUGGUGCUGGCCGACGACUUGGGCUGGGGCGACGUGGGCUGGCACGGUUCGGCCAUCCGGACGCCGCGGCUGGAUGCGCUGGGGGCCGACGGUGUGCGGCUGGAGCGCUACUACACGCAGCCCCUGUGCACGCCGUCCCGCAGCCAGCUCCUCAGCGGCCGCUACCAGAUCCACACAGGUUUACAGCACCAAAUAAUUUGGCCGUGCCAGCCCAGCUGUCUACCACUUGAUGAGAAACUCCUUCCAGAGCUGCUUAAAGACGCAGGAUAUGUUACUCACAUGGUGGGGAAAUGGCAUUUAGGGAUGUACAGGAAGGAAUGCCUUCCAACCCGCAGAGGAUUUGAUACUUACUUUGGUUAUCUUCUGGGGAGUGAGGAUUAUUAUUCUCAUGAUCACUGUGUGUUCAUCAAAGCAAAGAAUGUAACACGCUGUGCUCUGGACUUCCGCGAUGGAGAAGAAGUUGCAACUGGGUUUGAAAACAUGUACUCCACAAAUUUAUUUACAGAAAGAGCUAUUGACAUAAUAGCCAAUCAUAAAACUGAGAAGCCCCUCUUUCUCUACCUUGCUUUUCAGUCUGUCCAUGAACCUCUUGAGGUUUCUGAAGAAUAUGUGAAACCAUAUUCCUCCAUUAAAGAUGAAAAGAGGCGCCGUUAUGCAGGAAUGGUGUCUCUUAUGGAUGAAGCUGUAGGAAAUCUUACUGAUGCUCUGAAAAAAUAUGGCCUUUGGGAUAACACUGUUCUUGUCUUCUCUACUGAUAAUGGAGGACAAACUAUGGCAGGUGGAAACAAUUGGCCACUGAGAGGAAGAAAAUGGACGCUCUGGGAAGGAGGAGUUAGAGGAGUAGGUUUUGUUGCAAGUCCUUUACUGAAGCAAAAAGGUGUAGAAAGUCACGAACUUAUCCAUAUCUCCGACUGGCUGCCAACACUGGUGCACCUUGCUGGAGGACAUACCAGUGGCACAAAGCCUUUGGAUGGCUUUGAUGUUUGGAAAACUAUCAGUGAAGGAAGACCUUCCCCCAGAGUGGAACUGCUUCAUAACAUAGAUCCCAUGUUUGUGGAUGACUACCCAUGUCUUGGCAUUGACAACAGGACAUCUUCACCACAGAUCAAUUCUUUUUCAUGGGAUAAUACACUUUUCAAUAUCUCCAUGCAUGCAGCAAUCCGUCAUGGAAAAUGGAAGUUACUAACUGGAUACCCAGGCUGUGGUCAUUGGUUCCCUCCACCAUCUUUGUUGAAUGGGUCACAGAUUCAGUCAUAUGAUCCACCAACGAAGAGACUUUGGCUAUUUGAUAUUGUUCAUGAUCCCGAAGAGAAAUACGAGUUGUCUGAAAAAUAUCCUCAUGUGGUGAAAAAGCUGCUUUCACGGCUUCAGUACUAUUAUAGACGUUCAGUGCCUGUGUUCUAUCCUGAUGAGGAUCCCCAGUGUGAUCCAGCAGCAACGGGGGUCUGGGGUCCUUGGGCAUAGUGUACAACACUGUCUACUCUAGAACAUGCCUGCAGUGGUGUUUGAUUUAUGGACUUCAGAAUCCUUGUCACAUCUGUCUUACCUUGUUACACUAUUGCACAUUGUGAAUUCAUUAUUCACUUGUUCUUUAGGAGUACUUCUUACUCCUAAAAUACAGUCCGAUCUCAUUUCAGUCCUUCCCACUGUCUCCUUCCCAGUUAUUCUUUGUGAAAAAUUGAUUAUUAUAAAUCAAAUUAUAAAUCUGUUGUUCAAGCAUUCUUUUUUAACAUUAUGCCCUUAAAGCAGAAAGUAAAAUGUUUCUUCCUUCUCUGAAAGGGAUGAUGUUUGUUAAAAGCUGCAGUGAGUCAUGGCAGCAGAAACCUUUAGAAUUCUCCUGUGGAAUAAACAGAUUGUUUCAUGUUUACCCAGGAGACAAAUUCUAUUGAAAGCUGUUACACUACCCAUUAAAAAACAAACAAAUAAAAAAUACAUCAGUUGACAUUACAAUCUUUGCCUUUAACAUACUCCUCAUUCUAGAAAAGGCAACAGGAAGAAUUCUGAGAGUAAGAAAAAGCCCUCAGCCUCUGAUAAUACAGCAAAAUCUUGAAUUCCUGUUCAUUGUUAACACAUCAAACUGGGGAAGAGAAUGGUGUUCAGCUAGAAGGCAGACCUGGCAGUCAGAAAGGCCUUGACAGGCUAAAGAAAAAGUUAAACCAAAAAAGUUAUGAAGUUCAAGAGAAGGCGUGUAUUGCAACUGAUGUAGAAUAACCCUAUGCAGGAUCAUGUUUGGAUCUGACUAGACUGAAAGCAUUUCUGUGAAGGAGAACCUGUGUGUUCUACUGGACGAUAAACUGAAAAGGAUUUGCCACAUUCUCUCUUGGUGAAAAAGACUGAUCACUUGUUUGUCUGUAUGGGCAUGAAUGUACCCAGCACAUGAAGAGAACUAUUUACUCUCCUCUGCUCAGCAGAGUGUUUUGGGUUUCACUGUGUGUGGGAGAUAGUGGAAUACUUAAGGGAAUAUGAUCAUUUGGAGGAGAACAAAUAAGGAGUGGUUGAAGGAAUGGGUUACCUUAGACUGAAGAAGAAAGAAAGGGGAGACUUCUAUCUUUAACUACCUAAUAUGAGAAAAUAGAGAAGAUGAAGGAUAUGGAAACUCCCAUCAGAGAUGCAAAGAUGAGAGGCCCACAGAGAGUUCUAAUUCAAUAUAAGAAAAAAAAUAAAUAAAUAAAAAUCACACUGAGAAGAUAGUCAAAUGUUGGAUCUGUGAGGCAAUUAUAUCCCCGACCUCAGAGAUGUUCAGACUUGGGUUGAAGGAGACCGUGAACAGUGUUAUCUAACUCUGAUGUUGGGUCUAACUUGAAGUUGGGCCUGCUUCUGUGGGGGAAAAACAGGUGAUGAUUUCCAAAGGGCCUUUCAGCAUGCAUUAUUCAACCAUUCUACAAUUAAAAAAGCCUUACUCUGACUGCCUGCCAUUGUGAUGAGUAACCCUACUCAGACUGUACUUCUUCAUCAUUGUAGAAGAGACUGUUUUCAUCUUGAAGUGGGCUCCUAGCCAUGAAGAAACCAGACAAACCAUCAUUUCCCAGUUACUCAUCAAACUGAUGCGAAAUCAACCUACCAGCUUUCUAAAUGUAUCAAGUCUCUGGAUUCUAGCCAGAGUUCUGGUUUUACUUCUUGCUGUCCCUAGCCAAGUUCUCAAGCUGCAAAGCUUCAGCUGUCACCCUAUCAAGAAAGUAGGGAUCUAAUGGCCUAUUUUCAGGGUCUAGGAAAAGUCCAGUUAGUUUUGCAGAUAUUUUUGCCGUUUUCCUUCAGGAAGCACACUAAUUAUUAGCAAAGAGAUUCAUGAAGAAUGAGAAUUAACAGAAUUUCUACACUUUUUAAAUAAAAAGAUGAAAAGGUAAGGUUUAGGAAAACUGAAACGUACAUGAAAAUAAACAGAAAAUCCUUUCUGAUACAGGUGAUUUUCUGUUACACUGUCUUAAAUCCGGUUUGUCUUUUGCACCUUCAGUAUGUUCCUAAAAGCAGAAAUGAAGCCAAAGCUCUCCAAAAGGCUGUUGAUCAGUACAGCUUUUUUCCCCCAGUCUUAUGUCCUUGUCCGUUUUACUCAUUUAUGUCAGUUCUAUUCUAUGUGGAAUCAUAGAAGGUUGGAAAAGACCUCCAAGUCUCUAGUGCAACCAUCAGCCCACCCCCACCGUGCAUACUAAACCAUGUCCCGAUUGUCACAUCUCCACAUUUCUUGAUGACUUCCAGGGAUGGUGACGCCACCACCUCCCUUGGCAGCUGUUUUGAUGUAUUUAUUUUAUACCAAUUUCUUUAUUUAUCCUAGUUUAUAACUUAGAUGUUAAUACUGCAAUCCUAACUCUCAUUAUCCAAUUUUCUGUAAUACAUAUUUAGUAAAAUAUGGAAUGUGAGAUUUGGAAUAUGAGAAUAUGGGAAACAUCAGUACAGCAACUUGGGGAGUUACUGAUUCUUUAUUUUAUGCAUUACUGAUGCAGCUUGGCCUUCAAAUGGCUUUUUGAAAUAAAUCAUCCAAAUAUCAGA
Molecule: messenger RNA, 4132 nt
Organism: Coturnix japonica (Japanese quail)
Lineage: Eukaryota; Metazoa; Chordata; Aves; Galliformes; Phasianidae
Gene: ARSB
Product: arylsulfatase B
Molecular function (GO): sulfuric ester hydrolase activity
Source: RefSeq, a predicted model, not a curated record